AUGCAGAAGACUGCGAAGCGCGCGUUUUUCAAGACCCAAACGGCGGAUUCUUUUGACUCGGAAGCUUCCGAGCGGAGGCGCGAGACGAAAGUGUCCAUAGCCGAUUCGCGGACAGUUUGGAAGUCGCGGACUCUGGCUGGCGCGAGCAUGUUGUGGACCAUGUUGCGGCGGAGGGAGCGCCAGACGGGGCCGUGGAGGGCCGCGUUCACGGUGAAUUUAUUGGAGCUGAAGAUUGUGCGGGUCGGGUUUUCGCUCGGGCGGGUCGCGAAGACCGGGCCCUUCUCGAUCAGGGCCUCGUGGGCCAGGCUGGCGCUGGCGACGACGAUGAUGGUGCGGGAGCCCAUGCGUAGGGUGAAGAUUGGGCCGUAG
Molecule: messenger RNA, 369 nt
Organism: Striga asiatica
Lineage: Eukaryota; Viridiplantae; Streptophyta; Magnoliopsida; Lamiales; Orobanchaceae
Source: the annotation of a GenBank genome assembly